CAUCACGCGGCCGGCUGAGGUGUCGCUGGAGUCGACCGGCCGGUGACGCCGACGCCGACGCCGACGCCGAGCCGCUGCAGCAGCGGCGGCAGCGCCCGGGUCACCGCGCCCCCACACCAGGAAAUGGGGGACUGCAGUGGGGAUGGAAAACAAGAGGCUGACGUGGUGGACCAGACGUCCAGGCCCGUCCUGGACAAGGCGGCCGUGCCUGACUUGGUAGCACACGUCUACGGGCUCCAGGUUACCAGCGUGAAAACACUUAAUGCCUACGACGAUCUCAAUUUCCAUGUCAAGGUUGCCCCGGCAUUCACCAACCCUUACAUCGCGUCCGUGUGCCCCGAUGGGUACACGCUGAAGAUCCUGAACUCCGUCCAGUCGCGGCAGCCGGAUAUCGUGGAGGCCCACAACCAGCUCAUGUGGAAGCUGAAGGAUGGUGGCUUCAGCGUGCCGUACCCGGUGCGUACGCUGGCCGACUCUGAGUGGUCCCUGCAGCGGCUGAGGAAGAGGCCGGGCCCGGGCUGGCGGCCCGCCGAUGACUCCGAGCCGGCGGCGGAGCACGUGGUGCGCCUGCUGACCUACGUUCCUGGUGAGGUGCUGCACUCGGUGACGUACACGCCCACGCUCAUGUUCGAGGCCGGCGAGACGGCCGCCCGCAUCGGCAACUGCCUCCAGGACUUCCACCACCCGGCGUACGACGCACUGGACUCGGUCUGGUUCAUGACGUCGGUGCCGCGCGUGGCCGAGUUCACGUGGGUGGUGGCCGAUCCGGCCCGGCGCGCCAUGGCCGAGCAGGCGGUGGAGCAGUUCUGCCGCCGGGUGCUGCCGCAGAUGGACCGCCUGCCGCAGGGUAUGCUGCACGGCGACCUGAACGAACAGAACCUGCUGGUGUCGGCGGACGCCGCCGGGCGGCGCCACAUCUGCGGGAUUAUCGACAUGGGCGACAGCCACCGCUCGGCGCUGGUGUUCGAGCUGGCGCUGAUCGUCAUGUACCUGAUGAUCGACUGCUCCGAGGUCGACCGGCUGGACGUGGGCGGGCACGCGCUGGCCGGCUACCGGCGCCACCGGACCCCCACUGCGCUUGAGAUGGGCCUGCUCAAGACGUGCAUCUGCGCACGGUUCGCCCAGUCGCUGGUGAUGGGCGCUUACGCCUUCCACCAGAAUCCGGCCAACGAGUACGUCAUGACCACGGCCGUCAACGGCUGGACUGCCUUCAGACGCAUCUGGGAGGAGCCGCAGGAGCGCCUGUACGCUCGCUGGGAGGCCAUUGGACGGCAGAAUGACCGCCAGUAGGCCGCAGAUACGCGGCUCUGUGAGCUGCAUGGGGUGUGUAAUCUGGAGUAGCGUAUGGGACAGCGCAGGGACAAAACCGGAAGCAGGGCAUAGGACAUAACUGCGGGUAGACGACGGGGAAGCAAGGCAGAAUGUAGAUGGGAGGUUAGUGGGAGUCCAUAGGGCUGUUAUUCGCGCAAGGACCAGAGUUAGGACGGGACCAAUUAGCCGGAGUAUAGUUGUAUGGUGUGAUCUUAUUACAACCCUACCAUACCUUGUUAGAAAGUGAGCCCUGCAGUGGCCGGGGGUUUGAAUUUAUGACCGCAGGUGACUUGUACGCCUGGUAUGUCAUGACCACUGUGAACGUCGUGCCUAGACCAGCAAUAAUCAGGGGGCGUUUGUCGGUUACCUCACGCACUGUGGACGGGUAUCUACAUAGUCAGCAACAAGCUCAAUGAUGACACUGAAAGGUCCCGCUGCGCUGCCAAUAGCACGAACGUGAACGAUUGGAGGACGCUGUUACAGGAAGAUCCCGUUGUGGGUCAGCGCGCUGUUGUUGAUUUGUUACAAUUGCCUACCGGAAGCGGGACGUUUGGAUCGUGUCGGAAAGACCAGCUUGUCUCCAGCAAUGCCGCAGAAGCGGUUUGAUGCUUCCUGACCAUUACUCAGAUCUGUGAGCAAUUUUGAUGUGUUUUGAGAGCGAAAUGAAAUGGUGCUUGCCUGUGCUGUUACUUUGGAUGUUAUAAUAUCUUAUGCAAAUAUCUACGUUGCAAUCGCGGGUCGUUACAUGUUGUUACGUAACGUGCAAUCGUUUAGGCCAUGUGCGCGGUUAGACCCUAGUAUUCAAAGCCGCCUUGUUACGUCGCUGGUUUUAACAUUCGGCUUCCAUUGCGGUUACGAUUGCGGCUGGAAUUUGCUCGUUACUAUCUAAUGUCCGAGGACAUGGCUGAACUAUGUCCCGGUCUGUUCUGGCUGGAUGAAAAUUAUUUGCAUGGUCAGUGAUGUUCGUGAGAACUACGAUUGGUGUACCAAGUAUAGCGGGAGCCAUAGUCGCGUUUACCACUGCCAUGUCUUCCCCUUUGUGAACACUGGAUGUUGUCCGUUCUGCGUCUUCGCACCAGGCAUAAUCAUCGUAGUGGUGCGCGAUGAACCAAUUGAAAUUUGUCGCUUUCUUGUGGCAUGUCCGUGGCCAGUUUUAGACGUUCCCGUCUGACAAGAGGUGCUGCUUUGGGUGCUCAUGCUUUGAUCGU
Pollicipes pollicipes is the source of this 2519-nucleotide messenger RNA. RefSeq names its product hydroxylysine kinase. The record is from RefSeq and is a predicted model, not a curated record. Gene Ontology annotation, molecular function: amino acid kinase activity. Lineage: Eukaryota; Metazoa; Arthropoda; Thecostraca; Pollicipedomorpha; Pollicipedidae. The transcript has 9 exons. The coding region runs from base 124 to 1290 and encodes 388 amino acids.